Neohortaea acidophila is the source of this 973-nucleotide messenger RNA. Its product is annotated as Tim17/Tim22/Tim23/Pmp24 family-domain-containing protein. The transcript is spliced from 3 exons. Gene Ontology annotation, cellular component: TIM23 mitochondrial import inner membrane translocase complex; mitochondrial inner membrane. Gene Ontology annotation, molecular function: transmembrane protein transporter activity. Bases 207 to 710 code for a protein of 167 amino acids. The record is from RefSeq and is a predicted model, not a curated record. Gene Ontology annotation, biological process: protein import into mitochondrial matrix. NCBI's taxonomy places the organism in Eukaryota, Fungi, Ascomycota, Dothideomycetes, Mycosphaerellales, Teratosphaeriaceae.
GGCAACUCCCGCGCAGGCGUCGGGCGAAAGCUUGCGCGCAAGACUUGACGUCGCAUCACCAGAACUCUUUUUUUUCGAGCAUCCUCGAUCCCGACCUAUCCCCUACGUCCAUCAGCCACGACAUCACCCACAGCCAGCGUGAGCUCAUCGCCCAUCCGCCGCUGCCCUCACAGCCCGUUCCUGUCCACUCCACCGCCCCCGCCACGAUGGGCGACCACGAAGGCCAUGGCCUCGACCAUUCCCGAGACCCAUGUCCGUGGGUGGCAUUAUCAGAUUUCGGCGGUGCCUUUUCCAUGGGCGCAAUAGGCGGCGCAGUCUGGCACGGCAUCAAAGGCUUCCGAAACAGCCCCUACAACGAACGUCUCGUAGGCUCCCUCACAGCAAUCAAAGCCCGCGCGCCCGUGCUAGGCGGCAACUUCGGCGUCUGGGGCGGCCUGUUCAGCACCUUCGACUGCGCCGUCAAAGGCGUGCGGCGAAAAGAAGACCCCUGGAACGCCAUCAUCGCCGGCUUCUUCACCGGCGGCUCGCUCGCGGUGCGCGGCGGCCCGCGCGCAAUUCGCAACGGAGCGAUCGGGUGUGCAAUCCUGUUGGCGGUGAUCGAGGGCGUGGGAAUCGGGUUCCAGCGCAUGAUGGCGGAGAAUACGAGGUUGCAGUUGCCGCCGCCGCCGCCUGGGCAGGGGGAGGGGAGUGAAGGGCGGAUAGCGGCGUGAGGGCGAUGUGAGCAAUGAAGAGGAGGCAUACAUCUGGCAUUUUGAGGGGAGGGUUUGCGAGGCGUUGUUUCCUUUUUUUCCGCGGUGCAUAGCGUGGCGCCGUGGGAUGGUCCCUUUUGAUCGGCAUUGAUGGGUUCAUGUCGGAUUCUACACUCUACUUCGCCCUGUUGUGCGGCACGAACAGACACUUGUAUAUCUAGCUAGAAGACUGCAGAUGCUCUUUAUCUCAAGGCCGGCGAAAGCUGUGCAGUGAUGUACAAAUC